This is a messenger RNA of Notechis scutatus (mainland tiger snake), 558 nucleotides long. Lineage: Eukaryota; Metazoa; Chordata; Lepidosauria; Squamata; Elapidae. The record is from RefSeq and is a predicted model, not a curated record.
AUGUGCGCCAACGUCGUUUACGAAUGGUUGAAGACCCUGAAACUCACCCAGUACGCCGAGUCUUUUGUGGAUAACGGCUAUGACGACCUGGAGGUGUGCAAACAAAUCGGGGAGCCGGACCUGGAUGCCAUCGGGGUGUCGCUGCCCCAGCACAGGCGGCGUCUCCACGAAGCCGUGCGGAGGCUGAAGGAGGAAGACGAGACCACCGCCGGCCUCUACUUCACCUUGGAGCCGCAGCCCCCUCGGCGGGGCUCGCCGGGACCCGACAUCUACACCAGCCGCCUGGUGGAGACGCGCCAAGCCAAGACGUGGAAGGACCCACCUCAUCAGACGCCCCCGCCGGGUCACUCUCGGGGGGCGCCGCGGAAAACGGAACUCAACUCCAAGGAGUUGAUCACUUACCCCAAACUCAGACUGAAAAUCAUGAUUAGGGAUAAACUCAUCCGGGAUGGGAUCGCUCUCAGCAAGCCUCCUUAUUCCAGCCAGAGUGGCUGCCAAAUUGGUCACCCUGAGUCGAUAGUUCAUGCCAGAAAAGGACAUGGGGAAUGUGACAUGUAA